AUCAAAUGGGACCGUGUGCAGGACAACAGAACUAACCCAACAGCAAGGAAAUGGGCGUUUCUGAAGUUGACUCCAGAAAAUCUUCCAAUUUACUGGAGCUGAAAAGGGAUGAGAGUAGUAGCAGACCUGAAAGAGUAGCAAACACUGAAAGAGUCAUCGGAUAUUUGCCUCUGCUGGAUUUGGAUCACAUUUGGUUCUGUUUAUCACCAUGGCGUCUCUUCUGAUUUUUGUCACGCUGCUUCAUCUCAUCACACUGGCCGUUCUCUUUAUCGCCACCAUGGAGAAGUCCUGGUGGGUUUGGCAAGGCACAGAAAACUCAGACCUGUGGUACAACUGCCGAUUUGACAAUGAAACCGAGGCGUGGUUUUGUGCAACAUCACAAGAGACAGAGUGGCUUCAAGCUGUGCAGGUUCUGAUGGUGCUGUCCGUGGUUUUCUCCUCCAUUUCAUUCCUGAUAUUCCUGGGACAACUCUUCACCAUGUCUAAAGGAGGGCUCUUUUACCUCACAGGGAUUUGCCAGGCAUUUGCCGGCCUCAGCACCUUCACUGCAGUGCUCAUUUACACCCUGCACAAUAAAGAAAUCCUUCAGGACUCUCGGGAGUUGAGCUUGGGACACUUCGGCUACUGCUUUUUCUUGGCGUGGGUUUGUGUACCUUUGCUCCUGUGCAGUGGAAUCAUGUACAUCCAUCUGCGCAAAAGGGAAUAGCAAUGGAAAAAAAAAGACAAGCCAUGCGAAGAAUGUUUGCUGUUGACGUACUCCGCUGAGUGAUUAUAUACUUCAUGAUAUCUCUAUGACACAAACAAGACAUUUAUUUUUCGCUUAUUUAGACCGUAUUUAAUCACACAUAAAUAUACACAACUGAAAUGUAGCCCCACGGCCCAUGCCAAAAAUCAGCUCAACUUGCUUAACUCUUAAAAGGCAACCAUGACUAAUACAUCUAAUUAGCUGAAUUAUAUCUAAUUUAAUUAUAAAACGGGCCAUAUAACGUAAUCUCAUUUAAUACUGGAGGAAUACUUGUAUAUAUUAUAGUGGAAUCCGUUUGCUAAAAUGUUAAGAUGUAUUUUUAUAAAUAAAUUCAACUAAGUCAAUAAUGUAUGAUUUCAAUUUCAUUACUGUGCUAACCAAGAAAAUAUUCUUCACAAAUACACUGCAAGAUAGUGGACUCCGCAGACCUUGGGAGUGCAUGACAAACUCAUGACUCCAGUUUCUGAACUAACAGCUUCCAUCACGCCAUCUAGCAUGAUCUUACGUCAGACUAAGCUUUCAACAACAAACUUCCUGACAUUCAAAGGUCCCUUCUUUUUUUUUUUGGGUCCUAGGGUAUCAGCAUCUGGUGGUCCCAUACUCUGAAACACUCCAAAAAAAAAAGAAAAGAAAGCGCUCUCCAAUGCCAGACAAAGGGG
Pimephales promelas (fathead minnow) is the source of this 1404-nucleotide messenger RNA. RefSeq names its product epithelial membrane protein 3 (MAM blood group) b (gene emp3b). NCBI's taxonomy places the organism in Eukaryota, Metazoa, Chordata, Actinopteri, Cypriniformes, Leuciscidae. The record is from RefSeq and is a predicted model, not a curated record. Gene Ontology annotation, cellular component: plasma membrane.